AUGUAUAGGAGCAGGAAUAGAGGGAAGGGCAACAACAUUAAGGGUCCAAACUCUGCACUUACUCAGUUUUUAAAGGAGGAAGGUAUUAGUGCUGAAACAAUCAGACAAAGAUGGAUUGAUCAACAAGAGGCCUCAGCCAAAGCAGAACCUUUAAAAAAUGCUGACAGCAAGGAUGAUUAUAGUGCCGAUGCUGGAAAAAGGCUGGAACAUUUAGUUGAUGAGGACAAUGUACACCCUGAUUUGGACUCUGGGGAGGAUAGCGAAGACAAUGAUAAUGCUUUGGUUAGGACAAAUCGUAAGCGCCCCAUAACUGAUGACAGCGAUGAAGAAGAAAUUACCCAAACAGAAGGGUCUCCAUCCAUAGCCCGCCCUUCAUUGGAGAAGAGAGGGAAUAGAGCGGAUCAGAGAGCAAACAACAAGAAGAUAUUAGAAGCUCGGAGAAGAAGGAAAAGAAAGGCUGAGGACUUGCUGGAUAAGAAGGAGAGCAAAGUUCCAACAUUACAAGAUUUAUGCUUAGAAUUAAUCACAAACAAUAUUAUAUCAUGGCAAGAUAACUCCCAUAACAACAAGGCCAACCCAAUCUUUGCCCAACUUAGGGAAAGAUUGGGUGGGGUUUCCACCAAAAAUUUGGCCUUAUUGAGUCAGGCACUUUCUAAGAACAGAGCUUUAAACGACUACACGUUGCAACUGUUCUUGAAGACCGAUUUGACGGAGCUUACGUUUCAUGACUGCUCCAACAUCUCCUACGACGGUUAUAAAACACUGGCCGUUUUUUCACCACACAUUACUUCAUUGUCAUUACAAAUGUGCGGACAGCUGAAUAACGAGGCCUUACUCUACAUCUGUGAAAAAUUGCCGAAUCUCCACUCUCUGUACUUAGACGGCCCCUUUUUGAUCAACGAUGCUACAUGGAACGCAUUCUUCACGAAUAUGAAAGGCCGAUUACGGGCGUUCCACAUUUCAAAUACACAUAGGUUCACAGAUGAAAAUCUGGAAAGUUUACUCUCCAACUGUCACAAUGAAUUAGUCUCUUUGGGGUUAUCGAGACUGGAUUCAGUUUUCAACUACGCAAUGAUACCUCAAUAUUUAGACAACGAGAACUUCCACACGCUCUCCAUCCAGUACCCUUACAACGAGGAGGAUGUAUCAGAUGAGGUGAUAGUUAAUAUUGUGGGACAGGUUGGAAAGAACCUGAAAUCGCUAACUCUGAAUGGUUGUCUUGACCUUACCGACUCCAUGAUCAUAAACGGACUCGGAGCGUUUGCUUCUGGAGUUGCCGGCGUAAAUUCUCUGUUGGAAGUGCUACGAAUAGAGGAGCUGGACCAGGUAACGAGCGAUGCAUUGGUGUAUUUCCUGAGCCAAGUGUCGUUGCCCAAUCUGAAGGAGCUCAGCCUGAAGAGAUGCUUACAGUUGGACGACGCGGCCAUCGAGGAGCUUCUUUUAAACGCCGCCAGCAGCUCUUUGCAAAAGAUAAGCUUAAACAGCUUGAAAAGUCUGACCAAGUCCGCAUUGAAGAAUUUGAAGUGUCCUAAUCUAAAAUAUCUAGACCUGGGGUUCGUGAGAGCAGUGGAUGAUGAGAUUAUCGAACUGUUGGGUGAGCAGAACCCUAAUUUGAAGGUGAUAGAGGUUUUCGGGGAUAACCUGAUCACGGCAAACGUCGAACCACGCCCGGGAAUCACACUGGUAGGCAGACAGAGCGACAGUAUGUAG
Messenger RNA from Huiozyma naganishii CBS 8797, 1710 nucleotides. It is a transcript of the gene RAD7, whose product is annotated as UV-damaged DNA-binding protein RAD7. The coding region runs from base 1 to 1710 and encodes 569 amino acids. Gene Ontology annotation, cellular component: SCF ubiquitin ligase complex. Gene Ontology annotation, biological process: SCF-dependent proteasomal ubiquitin-dependent protein catabolic process. The record is from RefSeq and is a predicted model, not a curated record. NCBI's taxonomy places the organism in Eukaryota, Fungi, Ascomycota, Saccharomycetes, Saccharomycetales, Saccharomycetaceae. The transcript has a single exon.